CUGACAAAAAACAAAUGGAGAAACUAAAAGAAGGUGGCAGACAAAUCACAGCUGGCGGGUCCGCAGGUCUCGUGGAAGUAUGUCUUAUGUACCCAUUGGAUGUUGUGAAGACGCGACUUCAACUUGGACAACAGGAUAAGGGAAUGAUGGAUUGUGUGGUGAAAACGUUGAAAAAUGAAGGAAUCGGAGGGUUUUACAAGGGAAUCCUGCCACCAAUCCUUGCGGAAACACCAAAAAGAGCGACAAAAUUCUUCACAUUUGAGCAGUAUAAAAUUGCAUUUACUCAUUCGGAAAUUCCUUUGCCUGUUACAAUGUCAUUCGCCGGUCUCUUCUCGGGACUCACCGAGGCCAUCGUUAUCUGCCCGUUCGAGGUGGUAAAAGUGAGACUGCAAGCGGACAGAAAUUCAAGCGUCAAAGAGCAAAGAUCAACGGCGUCGAUGGCAAGGGAGAUUUAUAGGAACGAAGGAUUCGGAACCAGUGGACUUUACCGAGGAUUGGGGGCCACACUGGGAAGACAUGGUGCAUGGAAUAUGGUCUAUUUCGGGUUGUAUCAUAGUUGCAGAGAAGUUAUUCCUGAUGCCAAGCAAAAUCCAACAUCAAACUUAAUUGGAAGAAUCGCCUUAGGAUUCACCGCCGGAUCGCUUGCUUCAAUCUUCAACAUUCCAUUUGACGUAGCAAAGAGCCGGAUCCAAGGCCCACAGCCGGACCCAUUCACUAGGAAAUACAGUGGAACAAUGCAAACGAUUUCUUUGGUUUACAAGGAGGAAGGAUUCGGUGCUCUGUACAAAGGACUUCUUCCCAAAGUGAUGAGACUAGGACCUGGUGGAGCUGUUAUGCUGAUUGUCUACGACGAAGUUUACUCUUGGCUCCAGAAAAAUACCUAAACUUUUAAAUCAUCUUUUCCGCAAAUGUGACUGAACUUUAUUCCACAUAUUUUUGUAUCGAGUAUCAAAAACUGACAAGUACAAUAAAGCGAAUUGAGAGGGU
Molecule: messenger RNA, 987 nt
Organism: Caenorhabditis elegans
Lineage: Eukaryota; Metazoa; Nematoda; Chromadorea; Rhabditida; Rhabditidae
Gene: slc-25A21
Product: Mitochondrial 2-oxodicarboxylate carrier
Exons: 7
Coding region: 15-884 (289 amino acids)
Source: RefSeq, marked reviewed